Molecule: messenger RNA, 4533 nt
Organism: Bolinopsis microptera
Lineage: Eukaryota; Metazoa; Ctenophora; Tentaculata; Lobata; Bolinopsidae
Product: multiple epidermal growth factor-like domains protein 6
Exons: 27
Coding region: 70-4533 (1487 amino acids)
Molecular function (GO): protein binding
Source: RefSeq, a predicted model, not a curated record
UAACAACAUAUUUAUUUAGUAUUGCUUGAAGAAUAAUCUAGAAAUAUAAAUAACUUGUUACGGAACUGAAUGAAAGAGAAAUACAAGUAUAUUGUCAGCGCAGUCUGCUUUGUGUUGUUGCUUGGUAACGCUGAAGGGUUCACAACAUGUGACGACUGUUUGUGUGAUGACCCUAUGAAGAGUAAAUGUGAAGGAUUGUGUAACACUGCUGGUCUCCACUGGACUGGUACUGCGUGUGAGAGCUGCCCCACUGGACACUAUUGUACUGGAGAUUCGGUAGCAGUUCCGUGCCCUGCUGGUAGUUAUCGUGAAACACGUGGUGGUCAAUCUUCUAAUGAUUGCGUGGACUGUCCCGAGGGAAAGAUCUCAAGUGCAGGAGCAACUAGUUGCACCUCUUGCGAUGCUGGGACCUACACUAGUAGCACAGGUGGAACCUUAUGUGAACUCUGUCCUGAUGGUUACUCUUGUUCGGAGAAUGUCCCGGUUAUCUGUUCUGCUGGUGAUUACUCCCACGGUGGGUAUUGUAUCACGUGUCCUGAUGGUAAAUACUCUGGUUCACAAGGUGCUAGCACGUGUCUCCCAUGUGAUGAAGGUUACAAAUGUGUUGGAGGGGCGAGGACUAUCUGUGAAGCUGGUUCCUAUGCUCCUUUAGAGAGCGCUGCUUGUCAACUGUGUCCAGAUGGUAGAUACACUGAAUCACAAGGUUCUAGCACGUGUCUCCCAUGUGAUGAAGGUUACAAGUGUGUUGGAGGGACGAGAACUAUCUGUGAAGCUGGUUCCUAUUCUCCUCUGGAGAGUGCUGCUUGUCAUAUUUGUCCGGACGGUAGAUACACUGAAUCACAAGGUCAGAAUACAUGUACAAGAUGUGAAGCAGGUAGCAAAUGUAGUGGAGGUAUAAAAACAGAGUGUACCCCGGGAACCUACGCUCCAGAAGGGAGUGGUGUCUGUUUCCCGUGCGAGGCAGGAACCCUGGCCCCCUCCCCUGGCACUACCACGUGUGAGGAAUGUGAGGAAGGUCACAUGUGUAACACUACCACCUCCACCCCCUGUAGUGCGGGCCACUACGCUCCUGGAAGAAGUACCACGUGUUUAGAGUGUCCGGGAGGAAGUUACAGUCCGUCCAGUGGGGCUGUGUCCUGUUUGGGGUGUCCGGGAGGGUACGAGUGUACUGAGUCAGAGAAGAUAGUGUGUGGGGAGGGGUAUUUCUCUCCGGAGUUCAGUUCUCAGUGUUCUCUUUGUUUGGACGGAACUUAUUCUAACGAAACUGGUCAGAGCACGUGUACAAGCUGUGAGGCAGGUAGCAAAUGUAGUGGAGGUAUAAAAACAGAGUGUACCCCGGGAACCUACGCUCCAGAAGGGAGUGGUGUCUGUUUCCCGUGCGAGGCAGGAACCCUGGCCCCCUCCCCUGGCACUACCACGUGUGAGGAAUGUGAGGAAGGUCACAUGUGUAACACUACCACCUCCACCCCCUGUAGUGCGGGCCACUACGCUCCUGGAAGAAGUACCACGUGUUUAGAGUGUCCGGGAGGAAGUUACAGUCCGUCCAGUGGGGCUGUGUCCUGUUUGGGGUGUCCGGGAGGGUACGAGUGUACUGAGUCAGAGAAGAUAGUUUGUGGGGAGGGGUAUUUCUCUCCUCAGUUCAGUUCUCAGUGUUCUCUUUGUUUGGACGGAACUUACUCUAACGAAACUGGUCAGAAUACAUGUACCAGAUGUGACGCAGGUAGCAAAUGUAGUGGAGGGAUAAAAACAGAGUGUACCUCGGGAACCUACGCUCCAGAAGGGAGUGGUGUCUGUUUCCCGUGCGAGGCAGGAACCCUGGCCCCCUCCCCUGGCACUACCACGUGUGAGGAAUGUGAGGAAGGUCACAUGUGUAACACUACCACCUCCACCCCCUGUAGUGCGGGCCACUACGCUCCUGGAAGAAGUACCACGUGUUUAGAGUGUCCGGGAGGAAGUUACAGUCCGUCCAGUGGGGCUGUGUCCUGUUUGGGGUGUCCGGGAGGGUACGAGUGUACUGAGUCAGAGAAGAUAGUUUGUGGGGAGGGGUAUUUCUCUCCGCAGUUCAGUUCUCAGUGUUCUCUUUGUUUGGACGGAACUUACUCUAACGAAACUGGUCAGAGCACGUGUACAAGCUGUGAGGCAGGUAGCAAAUGUAGUGGAGGUAUAAAAACAGAGUGUACCCCGGGAACCUACGCUCCAGAAGGGAGUGGUGUCUGUUUCCCGUGCGAGGCAGGAACCCUGGCCCCCUCCCCUGGCACUACCACGUGUGAGGAAUGUGAGGAAGGUCACAUGUGUAACACUACCACCUCCACCCCCUGUAGUGCGGGCCACUACGCUCCUGGAAGAAGUACCACGUGUUUAGAGUGUCCGGGAGGAAGUUACAGUCCGUCCAGUGGGGCUGUGUCCUGUUUGGGGUGUCCGGGAGGGUACGAGUGUACUGAGUCAGAGAAGAUAGUGUGUGGGGAGGGGUAUUUCUCUCCGGAGUUCAGUUCUCAGUGUUCUCUUUGUUUGGACGGAACUUACUCUAACGAAACUGGUUCUAGCACGUGUCUCCCAUGUGAUGAAGGUUACAAGUGUGUAGGAGGGGCGAGAACUAUCUGUGAACCUGGUUCCUUUGCUCUACAGGGAAGUGCUUCUUGUCAACUGUGUCCCUAUGGUACCUCCAACAACGUUUCAGCCUCUCCCGAUUGUUCUGACUGUCCUGAUUUCAACUCGCUACUGGGAUCUUGUAUGUGUCCUGACGGGACAUUCACCAACUCACCUGAUUCUACACCUCCAGGCCAAGUAUCCUGUCAGUCCUGUACAGCCGGGUACAAAUGUCAGAACGGAGGGAUCACCAAAUGUCCCAAAGGAACGUUCAGCGGAGAAGGAGCUAAAACAUGUAGUUCUUGUGAUCCUGGAUACUACGCUGACCAGAAAGGUUCCUCCACCUGUACACCAUGCGACGGAGGCUACAAGUGCAGCAAGACAAGUAAGACAGUCUGCAGUGCUACCACCUACUCACCCGAGGGAGAGACACUCUGUUUGACCUGUCCUGGAGGGUUCGAGUGUCCUGACCCCGAGAUGGAGGCCCCGGCAGAGUGUGCCAGUGGAGAAUACGCUUCUGCAGGAUCCUCUUCAUGUUCUAUGUGUGCUAAAGGGCAUUACUGUAACAAGGCUGGACUCGAGAACCCUUAUCCUUGUCCCUCUGGAUAUUAUUCUAAUACGAGAGGCAGAGAAAACUGCAAGAUAUGUCCAGUAAACUCUCAGUGUAGCGACCCAGCUGUUGCCCCAGUAGCUUGUCCGGACGGUCAGUACUCUCCUCGAGCUUCUAUCGUCUGUUUGAUAUGUCCUGCGGGUUCAGUAUGUGAUGGAGGUGUCGCCACACGAUGUAACUCAGGGGAGUACCAAGAGGGUAGUUCCUGUAAGUCCUGUACUGAGGGACACUACUGCCCUCACCCUUCUAUUGGACAGAUACCUUGUCCUAGUGGAUAUUAUCAGACUGCUACAGGAGCCACUACCUGUAAUUCCUGUCCAGUGGGUUAUUUCUGCCCAGACAAAGAUCAGGAGGAAGUUAUCUGUCCUAUGGGAUCCUUUAGUGACGGAGCCUUGGAAGCUUGUCAGGCAUGCAGUGCCGGUUACUACACCUCAUCAUCUGGAGCAGGGUUCUGUGAAUCCUGUCCAGCUGGACAGAGUUGUGUGGACAAGACAUCAGCUCCAGUGGACUGUAGUAAGGGUAGCUACAGUGGAGAUGGACAGGAUGCUUGUUUAGUCUGUCCUGUAGGGUCCUACAGUUCAGCCGCUAAACAGAGCUCCUGUGUUCCCUGUCCUGGUGGGUUCCCUUGCUCUAGCGGGGUCAGAGGCACAGCGUGUACUACAGGAACCUACAGUCCUGAAGGUGAUGAUGUGUGCCACGAGUGCCCAGCCGGGAGCAAGUGUCCCACUGCUGGAAUGGAACACCCCCUUCCUUGUGCUUCAAAUGAGUACGCGGCUGGUGAGGGUAACACUGAGUGUACUGAUUGUCCUGUAGGUCACCACUGUUCCUCUACUACACUCAACCCUACACCUUGUGACGCUGACGAAUACGAGAAGGAUGGUAGAUGUGCGGGGUGUCCGGCUGGUCAGAGUUGUAGUAACGGUAACAACCCGGCUGACUGCGCGGCGGGAACAUACUCUACACGUGGCAUGAUGAACUGUGAACAGUGCCCAGGUGGAAACAGUUGUCCAUCAACCACCAGCACACCAAUACCCUGCUACUCUGGGUUCUACGCCCCUGUUGGAGAAACUUCUUGUACAGUCUGCCCUGCAGGAAGGAGUUGUAGCUUAACAGGAGCUGGUUCUGUCUGUACUGCAGGGAACUACUCUCCACAGGGCGUGUUUGAGUGUCUUACUUGUCCGGCUGGAUCAGCUUGUCCUAAUCCUCAGACCCUGCCCGAACCGUGCCCACAAGGAUCCUACGCUGAGAAGGGCUCUGUGGAGUGUACAAAGUGUCCUGCUGGGAAAUACUGUCCCUCUACCAUCUCCCCAACAGAAACUACCUGUCCUACUGGUUAG